AUGGAGGAGCCGCCUCCGCCGCCGCCGGAGUGGCCGACGGAGCAGGGGAAGCAGUGGGCGAUCCUGGUCUGCGUCCCGCACGUGGUCCCUGGCGAACACGACUACCCGCCGGGCACUGAGUUCUCGCUCCGGCACGACAACCCGCCGCAGUCCUCCCGCUUCACCGUGCCCAGUCGUAUCGCCUCCGACCCCAAGGACAUCGAGAACCAUCCCUACGUCGCCGCCGUCGGCGCCUACGGCCGCUUCCUCCUCUACGCCACCCAGGGGAACUGCCAAGCGCUAGCGAACCCGCACAUCCUCGACUGGUUCCACACCGAGCCGCUCGGCGUCCACCACGGCAGCCCCAAAGCCUACUUCAUCUGCGACCUCAAGACCGGCGCUGCCACCCGCCUCCCCAACCCCGACCCCGAGCACCCCAUCCUCAACCCCGGCAACGUCGGCCUCAUCAAUUCCUCGUUCGGCUCCGUGGUUGUCGAGCUGCAGCCGCCCACCGCCGGCAACCACCGCGCCACCCUCCUCUGCUACGUGUCGCGGACCAAGUAUACUCGCCUCGUGGAUGACACCGAUACUUGGCUCGUGAAGGACGUCCACUACCCUCCUGUUCACCGGCCGUGGGGCGCGCACGGCGUAAUCUUCGACCAGCCGAGACUCACGUGGGUUGAUCUCUCCUACGGCCUUCUCACCUCCUACAUGUUCCUCUACGGCAACCCAAACCUGCAAUUGCGCUUCAUUCCGCUGCCGGCCGGCUGCGAGAGGCCGUCCGGCACGGUGGACCUCGACAAGGAGCGCUGCGUGGGGAUGAGCGCCGGGAGUCUGCGGUACGUGCAGAUCGAUCUGCUCGACGGCGACCCGACCGUCCGCAAGUGGACGCUGGUCAAUUGGGCUACCGGGUCGUGGCGUCACGACAGCAACGUCUCCUUCAAAGUGAUCUGGGCCGACGCGAGCUACAAAGCUAUGAAGCUGCCGCGCGUAGUUCCCACCGUCGCGUUCAUCGACCCUCGCCGCGACCACGUGGUCUACUUCUUCCUGCAGUCCCGAAUCUUCGGCGUCGACGUGAGAACGGGCGAGUUCAUCCACUGGAUUUUCUUCAAGAUGAACAGCCCGCCGAGUCGUUACCACUCAUCCCGAUUCGUCCGUCUUUGGGAGCAAACAAAGGAGCUUUUCGAUGGUGCUGGUUCCGAUGAUCAGGAGGAUUUUUAUUUUUUGAGAUGUCAGGAGGGUUAUUGGUUUCCAUGAUUCGUCUGCAAGACCUGAAAUUAGGGCAGGGGUUCGGUAGUGUUCAGUUUUCAGUUAUCGCUGCCAGUGUAAUGAAUGCCAGUUACUUCAGUUACUCAUGCAUUCAUCAUUCAUGUUACACAACGCUUUAUGUCGUUCGUCGACACAAUGUGGAGGACAUAGUAUCCUCCGUGUGUAUAAUUACAGGAUCUGAAUAU
Messenger RNA from Brachypodium distachyon (stiff brome), 1433 nucleotides. RefSeq lists its product as uncharacterized. The coding region runs from base 1 to 1236 and encodes 411 amino acids. The transcript has 2 exons. Lineage: Eukaryota; Viridiplantae; Streptophyta; Magnoliopsida; Poales; Poaceae. The record is from RefSeq and is a predicted model, not a curated record.